AUGGACUUGGUCGAUGUUCCCAAAGCCGUUUCUCACAUUCAAAGUUGUGAAAACCUGGAUGGAGCUUACGGUAUUCGCCCCGGUGCCGAGUCGCACGCUGGCCAGGUGUUUACUUGCAUUGGUGCGUUGGCCAUCGCUGGUCGCUUGGACUUGGUGAACAAGGAUCGACUUGGAGCUUGGCUCAGCGAACGCCAGAUCGAAAGCGGUGGUUUCAAUGGCCGACCAGAAAAACUUGCAGACGCGUGUUACAGCUGGUGGGUUGGAUCAAGCCUUGCUAUGAUUGACCGUCUGCACUGGAUCGAUGGCGAGAAGCUCGCCGCAUUUGUUCUACAAUGUCAGGACCCUGACGCUGGUGGCUUUGCCGAUCGACCCGGAAAUAUGGUGGAUGUCUAUCACACACACUUCAGCCUUGCAGGACUGAGUUUAUUGAAGUUCAAUGGCCUGCAAGAAAUAGAUGCUAUUUAG
This is a messenger RNA of Penicillium verrucosum, 465 nucleotides long. Its product is annotated as geranylgeranyl transferase type-2 subunit beta. Bases 1 to 465 code for a protein of 154 amino acids. Gene Ontology annotation, cellular component: Rab-protein geranylgeranyltransferase complex. Gene Ontology annotation, biological process: protein geranylgeranylation. Gene Ontology annotation, molecular function: Rab geranylgeranyltransferase activity. Lineage: Eukaryota; Fungi; Ascomycota; Eurotiomycetes; Eurotiales; Aspergillaceae. The record is from RefSeq and is a predicted model, not a curated record. The transcript is spliced from 2 exons.